UAGACAUUGUUGACACAUUUCAAAAGCGAUUUUAACCUCAAAUUCGGUGUACUUAUUUUCAGUUCUUCGACGAUUUCAGUGCUCGUACACAAAUUUACCAUUUUUCUGUGACUUAAGUCGCGAAAAUAUUAUUUCAAAACAGAGUUAAAUGUAAAUAAGGAGAAUUAUGAACGUACAAAUGUUCAAUAGUCGACUUUUAACAGUGGGUCAACGAUUUUCCUGUUUAUUAUUGAGUCGAAACUAUGCAAAACCAGCGAAAAAGACCGCGGCCGCAGCGACUAAGACGAAAGUUGGCAAAGCGGGUCCCAUCGUUGACAAGAUUACAUUUCCAGCGGAAAAAGAUACAAACAAACUGGUGAACUAUGUGUGUGGCAGUAAUAUUUACACCGAAGGCGAAGACAUUAAGCUGAAACCUGAAUCCGAAUACCCUGACUGGCUGUGGGAAAUUCAUACUGGUCCACCGAAAAAAUUGGAAGAGCUCGAUCCAAACACGAAGGCAUAUUGGCGACGUGUUCGAAAAAUGACCUGCCGUCAAAAUAAUAGAUUAGAAACAACUAAGAGACGGCAUUUAUAUUAAUCAGAUUGCAUUUAAUUUAUGAACAGAAUAAUUAGAAUAAAUCGGGUCGACAAAUUUAAA
This is a messenger RNA of Sitodiplosis mosellana (orange wheat blossom midge), 637 nucleotides long. It is a transcript of the gene mRpL54, whose product is annotated as 39S ribosomal protein L54, mitochondrial. The transcript is spliced from 3 exons. The record is from RefSeq and is a predicted model, not a curated record. Gene Ontology annotation, cellular component: mitochondrial large ribosomal subunit. Gene Ontology annotation, molecular function: structural constituent of ribosome. The coding region runs from base 167 to 577 and encodes 136 amino acids. NCBI's taxonomy places the organism in Eukaryota, Metazoa, Arthropoda, Insecta, Diptera, Cecidomyiidae.